This is a messenger RNA of Daldinia loculata, 723 nucleotides long. RefSeq lists its product as uncharacterized. NCBI's taxonomy places the organism in Eukaryota, Fungi, Ascomycota, Sordariomycetes, Xylariales, Hypoxylaceae. The transcript has a single exon. The record is from RefSeq and is a predicted model, not a curated record. Bases 1 to 432 code for a protein of 143 amino acids.
AUGCUCUCCCGAACAACGAGACACCUCGCGCCCCUCCGCACCUUCACAGCGCGCGCACCCUGCCAUCCUACCCCCCUCCAACAACUCCAGCGUCCACGGGCACGCUUCUCCUCGUCCUCGCCCGUAGGACAAGAGGCCCGUUCUCCAAAUGUCAGCAGCAUCCCUCCCUCCCUCCCUCCCUCCCCAUACCAAGGGAGCCUACCAUCUAUCAUCCAUCCAUACCUAAGAGACGAGAAGCUCACCUCAUCCCAGGCGCAAUUCUACAAGACCUUCGGGCGGCCCAUCGCCAAAGUACUCCUCGUCGCCGUCUUCACGUACCAAGUGGCGUACUACUUCUGGGUGCGCCUAGAGCAGGACGAGACCCGGGCCGAGAUGCGAGGCACGCGCGCCUUACCCUUACUCUUACCCUUACCCGUCACCCCGCAGAGCUAACAUGAGCAAACCGCAGCCACCAUUUCCGAUCUCGAGGCCAGGAUAGAGCAGCUCGAGGCGCGGAAGAAGUAACGAUGUGCUAGGUCUUUAACGUAAGACAGAAAUCAUCGCGUUAGGUUCGCCGACGAGGAUGUGUCCGCGGUAGUAAUGGCAUUACCGUGGAAUUGCAAUACCAAAAUUAUUAGGUCUGUCAUUCUUAGGCGGGUAUGAGCCGUGACCUAUGCUUGUUUGGGAGCCUUCACAGUAGGUAAAAAGAGCAUAUCCAGCACGUCAUGACGCAAAUAUCUAACA